AUGACCCCGGCCUUCAUGGGAUGUCCCACAACCUGCAGAUUAAUGAGAAGGAACAGAGAGCGGCCGGCACGCAGAGAGCUGGAGGACAUGGACACAAGGCUGACUGGUCACCUUGAUGGUUGUGAACACAAAAGCGAGGACGAAUCCCUGAUGGUCGCUGACUUUGAAAAUACAGCUAAGAAAACUUUUAAUUAUUGA
Xyrichtys novacula (pearly razorfish) is the source of this 198-nucleotide messenger RNA. The record is from the annotation of a GenBank genome assembly. Lineage: Eukaryota; Metazoa; Chordata; Actinopteri; Labriformes; Labridae.